AUGCGAUCUCUCAGUCUUUUUUGGGCUAUCGGCUCUUUCAUGAGAAUUGCACAAGCUGCUGCUUAUGUCGACUGGAAGACCUUCAAGGCCACAGGAGUGAACCUUGGAGGCUGGCUCGUCCAAGAAGCAGUUCUUGAUGCACCGUUUUGGGACGAGUAUGGCGGCAAUACUACUGACGAGUGGGGCUUCUGUGUCCGACUAGGCGCUCAAUGCGGCCCGGUCUUGGAACGGAGGUAUGCGACAUUCAUCCGUCCCGCCGACAUCGAUAAACUCGCCAAGGCCGGAGUCACCAUCUUGCGCAUCCCUACGAACUACGCUGCCUGGAUCAAAGUUCCCGGAUCACAGCUGUACACCGGCAAUCAGGUCCAGUUCCUGAAGACAAUUUCAACCUACGCCAUCACAAAGUACAACAUGCACGUCGUCAUUGAUAUUCACUCCCUACCGGGCGGGGUGAACGGCCUUGGCAUCGGCGAGAAGGAUGGCAACUACGGCUGGUUCAACAACAACACCGCUUUGGACUACUCUUAUCGCGCAGUCGAUGCUGUAAUCCAAUACAUCCAGACUUCAGGAUCUCCGGAGUCGUACACCAUUGCACCCAUCAACGAGCCGGUCGAUAACCGUGAUUUCUCAAAGUUCGGUACCCCUGAGGCUCUUAGCGAGAAUGGAGCUUCUUGGGUAGCCAAGUACAUCAAUGGGGUGCUUACUCGGGUUCGUGCAGUAAACGCAAAGAUUCCUGUUAUGUUUCAAGGCGGCUUUCGUCCCGAGACUUUCUGGUCACCGUACUUUACCGCUGAUCAGAACCUCGUUAUCGACGCCCAUCACUACUACUUCGCGGGCCGGCCAACCACAUCAGAGAACCUUCCCAGCUUCAUGUGCGAGGACGCAAAGGGUUCAGUCGGGGAUGGGAAAUUCCCGGUCUUCAUCGGAGAAUGGUCGAUUCAGGCUGUUAGCAACAAUACCUUCGCCAGCCGGGCCAAAAACCUGAACAAUGGGCUGAAUGUUUGGUCCAAGUACACUCAAGGAAGCACAUAUUGGACCGCCAAGUUUUCAGGAGAUGCUCCUGUCGAUGGCCAGGGCACGCAAAGCGACUAUUGGAAUUAUGAGGCAUUCAUCGAUUUGGGAAUCAUCAACCCCAGCUCGUCUGAGGGAUUUUGCCCCUGA
Molecule: messenger RNA, 1161 nt
Organism: Colletotrichum karsti
Lineage: Eukaryota; Fungi; Ascomycota; Sordariomycetes; Glomerellales; Glomerellaceae
Product: putative exo-beta-1, 3-glucanase
Exons: 1
Coding region: 1-1161 (386 amino acids)
Biological process (GO): glucan catabolic process
Cellular component (GO): cell surface; extracellular region
Molecular function (GO): glucan exo-1,3-beta-glucosidase activity
Source: RefSeq, a predicted model, not a curated record